AUGGCCGAUUCAGUUCCAAUACAACGUUCAUCUGAAGUCGAAGAUUUAACACAUUUAACUGAUAAAGAUAAAAAACAUAUUGCUGAAGAUGCUGAAAAAGGACAAUGUGUUACACUUCAUCGAAGUGAAGAAAUGGAAGAUUUAGCUCAUGUAUCACCACAAGAUGCAAAUAAACCUUUAAUCAAUGAUCAAACUACUCCACAUGUCAAAUAA
Molecule: messenger RNA, 213 nt
Organism: Adineta steineri
Lineage: Eukaryota; Metazoa; Rotifera; Eurotatoria; Adinetida; Adinetidae
Source: the annotation of a GenBank genome assembly